Messenger RNA from Brienomyrus brachyistius, 9758 nucleotides. RefSeq names its product laminin subunit alpha-1-like. NCBI's taxonomy places the organism in Eukaryota, Metazoa, Chordata, Actinopteri, Osteoglossiformes, Mormyridae. Gene Ontology annotation, cellular component: basement membrane. The transcript is spliced from 63 exons. The coding region runs from base 346 to 9501 and encodes 3051 amino acids. Gene Ontology annotation, molecular function: signaling receptor binding; extracellular matrix structural constituent. Gene Ontology annotation, biological process: cell adhesion; camera-type eye development; axon guidance. The record is from RefSeq and is a predicted model, not a curated record.
GGAGAUUAAUUCUUGCGUAUUAUGUUUCGGGACCUUUUCCUUACGGUAUAAUGAAGGUUCGACAGAGGCAGCAUAGGUUAAGUAGUGUAAACGUGAAUCGAUCAGAGACUUGAAGGAAAAAUUAAAUAUGUAUCAAUUUACAAACAAGAAUAUUUAAUAAUUUUUGUGCUUUCCAGCUGAUGUAACACCAAUAAACAGGCCCCCGACAGUCGAAUCCCCCACCCGCAAGGGAGGGGUCCUAGCUGUUUGUAUACUUUACGACGGGACUUAGAGCUGAGCUCACGUUAAUGAAGCAACAGAAAACCAAUUCGAAACGAUAAUAAGAAAAAAGCAAAGCGAAUUAAUAUGUUCCCGUAUAGUUCUCGUUGCGUAUAUGUUCAUAAUCUGAAAGUUUACUUUGCACUGAUGCUGUUUUGCGCAUCCGCCGUGGAAAGUCAUCAAAGAGGGCUCUUCCCAUCCAUCUUCAACCUCGCCAGCAUCUCCCAGAUAUCCACCAAUGCCACCUGCGGUGACCUAGUCCCUGAGACGUACUGCAAGCUAGUGGAGCAUGUUCCAACACGACAGAUCCUCGCCCGGCAGUGUGGGAUCUGUGACCUACACAGCACCAACUCAGAAGAGAGACAUCCCAUUACCAACGCCAUCGACGGGACUAACGCUUGGUGGCAAAGUCCCAGUAUCAAGAACGGCAAUCAGUUCCACUGGGUGACCAUCACUCUGGACUUGCAACAGGUCUUUCAAGUGGCCUAUGUCAUCGUCAAGGCCGCUAACUCACCGCGACCUGGAAACUGGAUCCUGGAGCGAUCUCUGGACAACAUUGAGUACCAUCCCUGGCAAUACUACGCCAUAAGUGAUGCAGAGUGUCUGGCCCGCUACAACAUCACACCUUACACUGGCCCUCCUGCUUACCAGCAGGAUGACGAAGUCUCUUGCACCUCUGAAUACUCUCGACUCGUCCCCCUGGAGCACGGAGAGAUUCACACCUCCCUGAUCAAUGGGAGGCCCAGCGCAGAUAACCCCAGCCCUGAGCUCCUCAAGUUCACCACCGCCCGCUACAUCCGCCUGCGGCUGCAGAGAAUCCGUACCCUCAAUGCUGACCUCAUGACCUUCGCCCACCAGGACCCCAGUGAGGUCGACCCCAUCGUCACACGGCGGUACUACUACUCUAUGAAGGACAUAUCAGUGGGUGGUAUGUGUAUCUGCUACGGCCAUGCGCGGACCUGCCCCUGGGACCCCGUCACCAAGAUGCUCCGGUGCGAGUGUGAGCACAACACGUGCGGGGAAAACUGCAAGGAGUGCUGCCCGGGACAUCACCAGGAGCUGUGGAGGCCGGGAACGGCACUGAGCAGCAACAUGUGUGAAAGGUGCAACUGCCACAACAAAUCGGACGACUGCUUCUACAGCCGGACAGUAGCUGAACUCGAGCUGAGCCUCAACUCACACGGUCAGCGCUCUGGCGGGGGCGUCUGCGUCAGCUGCAGUCAGAACACCGCUGGCGUCAACUGCGAGAGCUGCGCAGACGGCUUCUUCAGACACAAGGAGGUGUCCCCAUACGAUGACCACCCGUGUGUGCAGUGUGAGUGCAGCCCCAUCGGAUCCCUGAGUCAGGUCUGCGUUAAGGACAUGGAGCAGGCCAAGCCGGACGAAGGUCUGCUGCCUGGACAGUGCCCCUGCAAAAUGGGCUUUGCCAGCUGGCGCUGUGAUCGCUGCUCCCCCGGUUACCGGGACUUCCCCUCCUGCACGCCUUGCAGCUGCAACCUGGACGGCAGCCUUGGCGUCGACCCGUGUGCAGAGUGCUCAUGCAAGGCCAACGUCAUGGGGCAGGACUGCAACCGGUGCAAGCGGGGGUUCUACAACCUGCAGUCGGCCAAUCGCCAGGGCUGCGCAGAGUGUUUCUGCUUUGGGGUGUCCCAAGACUGCAAGAGCAGCUCCUGGUCCAGGGGUCAGGUGACGCACCGUGGUGCCUUGAUGCUUCCGGCCCCCCUAACCAUCCCUAUGGCCUCCCCCCUCGGAGCCCAAGAGCUCCUGUUCUCCUGGGCUGCUCCCAGAUCAUUUUUGGGGAACAAGCUCACCUCGUACGGUGGGUUUCUGAGCUAUGCCGUUUCGCUCAAUGCUUCCGCGGCGGGCAGGAGUCGCCGCCUGUCGUCACACUUCCACAUCGUUAUUCAGGGGAAUGGGAGGACCCUUCGGCAGGCAAUAUCUGAGGAGCUUCAGCUGGUCCCAGGAAAGGAGUACCAUGUUGAUGUGGAAAUCGAGCCAGGGAACUUUGAGAACCUGGACACGGGUGAAGUGGCCAAGCGGGCCGAGCUGAUGAUCAUUCUGGCUGACGUGGCACACCUUUGGAUCCAGGCACAAUCCAAGGAGAACUUGGAUGGAGAGCUGUGGUUGAGCUCCGUGGCUUUGGACAUAGCCGACCCCAACGGCACCAGCUAUAUCCGGGCCUGGGAGGUGGAGAGCUGCGAGUGUCCCACGGGCUACGCCGGGAUGUCCUGCGAGCUCUGCCUGCCUGGGUUUUACCGUGCCAACGGGUCUCUUCAUGGCACCUCCUGCCUCGAGUGCCAGUGCAACGGCCAUGCCUCCCAGUGUGAUACCAGCGGCGUCUGUGUGCGGUGUGAGCACUACACCACCGGCCCACACUGCGAGUGGUGUCAGCCUGGUUUCUAUGGCGACCCCAGAGCGGGCACCCCAGAGGACUGCCAACAAUGUAGCUGCCCGCUAAGCACCAUGGGCAACAAUUUCAGUCCCACUUGCCACCUUGACGAUGAGGGACAGGUGACGUGUGACCAGUGCCCGCUGAGUCACACAGGCUCUCGGUGCGAUAGGUGUUCUGAUGGUUACUACGGAGACCCCAUGGCCCUGGGUGGAGGCUGCCUUCCAUGUGACUGCAGCGGUAACGUGGACCCAGAAGACCUUGUCAAAUGUGACCCGAUCAGUGGAGAGUGCCUGAAGUGUACAGGCCACACGGCGGGCUGGCGCUGCGAGAGGUGCCGGGACGGCUACUUCAGGGAUGCCGUAGUUGCUAAGAACUGUCAGGCGUGUGGGUGCCAUGUAAACGGCUCCUACUCCGCCGUCUGCGAGCCGACGACGGGACAGUGCGACUGCAAGCCCAACGUAGCGGGACGGAAGUGCAACCGGUGCGAGGUGGGAUACUACAGCCUGCUCAGCGGGACGGGCUGUGUGGCGUGUAACUGCAGCCAGGCGGGGUCGCUGUCCACCCGUUGCAACACAGAAGGGGCGUGCCUCUGCAUCCAGGGCGUGGCAGGGGUCAAGUGCGAUCACUGUGCCCCCAACCACUACGGCACUGUGGAAACCGGCUGCAAAGAGUGCAUCUGCGCACACACGCAUGGCCACUGCCUGCCGGACACAGGGGAGUGCGUCUGUCCACCCAACACAAGGGGGCAGGCGUGCGAACUGUGUGAGGAUCUUCACUGGGGCCACAGCUUGGAGACGGGCUGCAAGCCAUGUGACUGCAGUGCCGUCGGCGCCCUGGUGCGCCACUGUGACCUUUCUAACGGCCAGUGCCUGUGCCGGCGUGGGUUCGAUGGGCCCGGGUGCAACCAGUGCGCCCCAGGGUUCAGCGGCUACCCGAAGUGCGCCCCCUGCAGGUGCAACAUGCGUGGUACCCGGGAGGAAUUCUGCAAUAAGGACCUGGCUGCCUGCAUCUGUGGCGACCAGGGCACCUGUGUCUGCAAGGACAAUGUGCACGGUGCCUCCUGUAACAAGUGCAAGCGGGGGACCUUCGGAUUGGUGGCAGCGCUCCCCGAGGGCUGCAGUCCCUGCUUCUGCUCUGGGUUCUCCUCAGAUUGCAUGGAGGCCACCGGCCUGCUCAGAACUUCCAUCACACUGGGCGAGUCCGACCAGCUGGCCAUGGUCAGCAAAAAGGAUGGGAUAGACGCUAUGGACGGCGUCGUCUCCGAUGAGAACGGUGUAGGUCUGAACCCCAGCUCGGCCCAGAGCUCCGGGUGGUACAUUGGUCCUUACUACUGGCAGCUCCCCCCCAAAUUCAAGGGAAACAAGCUGCUGUCCUAUGGAGGUAAGCUCCGCUAUGCCGUGACCUUCCACGCUCCGGGCGACACAGCCCAAGUCCUCAUGGGGGGAGGACACCUAAAUAAAGCGGUCAUCUACCUGGACAUGCCGGAUAGCGGGGUGAAGACUGAACACGACAUCUGCAUGACUGAGCACAAGUGGAAGCAUUCCGGCUCCCGCCGAGGCGUCACGCGUGCUGACUUCAUGUCCGUCCUGAGCAAUGUGGAAUUCAUCUUAGUCAAAGCCUCACAAAGCAGCGAAACGAAUUGGAACAGGCUGACUAACUUCUCUAUGGAGACCGCGGUGGAGGCCGGGGAAGAUUCGCUGGGCAGGGAGGUGGCGCGAUUCAUCGAGAAGUGCAGGUGUCCAUCAGGGUAUGCUGGACUCUCCUGCCAGGAUUGUGCCCCCGGCUACUACAGAAAGGCCAAAUCAGCGCUGAGCCCUGGAAGUCACGGUCUGUUUGUCCAGCCCUGUGUCCCCUGUCACUGCAACAACCACAGCCUGGCCUGCGACGUGCUCACUGGAAUCUGCCAGGACUGUCAGCACAAUACCAUAGGGGACCACUGCGAACUCUGUGCCCCGGGGCAUUAUGGGAAAGUGGAGGGCUCUGUCAGGGAUUGCUCCAUGUGUUCCUGUCCUCCUGGAAAUAAAAAGAGCUUCAGCGCCACCUGUCGUCUGGAAGGCAUGAGUGACUAUCGCUGCGACGCUUGUGAAAAAGGCUACAAGGGGCAGUACUGUGAACGGUGUACCCCAGGUUACACGGGGACCCCCACCGAGCCCGACGGCCGCUGCGUGCCAUGCCAGUGCAGUGCCAGCGGGGCCCUUCACCCCCGCUGCCACCCGCGGACGGCGCAGUGCAAGUGCAAGCCGGGCAUCCUCGGACUCCGCUGUGACGAGUGCGAGGAAAGACACGUCCUGUCCGGGGAUCGGUGUAUCUCAUGUGACGAUGAGUGUACCGGAGUGAUCCUGGACGAAUUUGAAGAGUUGGAUCAAUCAGUGAAAGCUGCUAACCAGGUCCUAGUUCCGUACAGCGUCCUGUGGUCUAUGGAGAACAGGACAAGGGAAAUGAAGACCCUCCUGUCUCAGGAGAGGCUCCCAAUCAGUUUGUCACUCCAAGCCCAACAGCACCUGGCAAAGCUUUCCAAAGACAUUUCAGCGCUGCAGAUGAAGGCAAACAAGCUCUUGGAUGAAGGAGAGGUUCUGGACGAGGACACCGAACAGAGGCUGACCCUGACCAAAGAACUAUCGGAGCAGGUUCCUAACAUCCGCUCGGAAAGUUGCGCUUUAGAGGAAACAGUCAGCAAUCUGAACAAAACCCUGCAAGAUGUUAACACCACCCAGCUGAUGGAGCUGAUACCACCAAUGCUGGGGGCCAUGAGCAAGGUCAACCUGAGCCCUGGCCGGACCAGAGCCUCCGACGCACUUGGGGUCGCAAAUGGGCUCCAGCGGAUGGUUCAGAGGGAUUUUCACGCACCCUGGCAGGAAUUGGAAGCACUGGUCAAGUCAGUCAGCCUCAAACUAUCACAGAAGGAUGUACAACUGCAUAGCGCACAGGAGCAGUUGCUGCUUAUCCGCUCCGAGAUCAGCCACACCCUCCAGCUGCUGGGCCCCAUCACUGACAACCUGGACAAGUUUCAUGAACGGAAACAGAGCAUUGACGCCCUGGUAGACGCGGCCAAGACGCAGCUGGGGGAGGCCUGGUACCUCAUACCUGAUAUUAACAACACUUUGGACAGUACAGCCACUGCUCAAGUUCUUUCGGACAUCCACGAUCAGCUCGGGGCUGAGAGCAAAGCUUUAAAAGAGCGAGUGGACAUACUGGCAACUCGCUUGGAGAAUGUUCCGGAAUUGGUGUCCAAAGUGGAAGAUCACACACAGCUGCUGCAGAAGAAGGCCCUCAUACUGCACACAGUUAUACUGGCUGCAAAGAAUUCUUCCCUGAAAGCAAUCAACGCGCUCUCUGUUAACUUCAGAAUCUUCCUGGACGUUCAGGAAGCAGAGCACUUGGCAGAGCUGGCUGACAAGAUGGCUCCCUUGGUGGACGACUCCGUGAGAAACCAGAGCGUUGUGGUUAUUCAGCGCAGUCGCAUGGUCUGGGCGGAGGGUGUGGCACUGAACAGUCCUCUUGUCGACCUCUCUAUGAACGUCACUGAAAGGAGUCAGGAGCUCAACUCAAUCCGAGAACGGAUCCACAGCAUCCCCAGCCAGCUGCCUAAGCCCUUGACCGUCAGCGAGGCUAAGAUGACCAGUCAAAAGAUCCUUGAGUCCAAGGAGCUGGUGUCUAUGACUAAUGCCUCCCUGCAGUCCACGCUGCAGCUGCUCCAGAACCUCAGCCAAGAGCUGGAGGAGUCGUCCAUCUUGGUAGCUCAGGCCAGUGAGGACACGGAGGCCACAGAAAGCUUACUCAGUGUUUCCCAAGAGACUGUGAAGGCCAUGGAGUCUGUGUUUGGAGAGGUGGAGGCCCGGGUUCAGCAUCUCUCAGAUCGCCUCAAGCCCCUCAGGAUCCUGGGCGAGCAUCUGAGCCGGAACUUAUCUGAAAUCCGAGAAUUAAUCAAGCAGGCACGCAAGCAGGCCAGCUCGAUUAAAGUGGCCGUGUUGGCAGACCAAGACUGCGUACGCACCUAUAAGCCUGAGCUGUCCUCCAGCAACCUCAACACCCUGACCCUGACCGUGAAGACCAGCGAGGCAGACAACCUUCUCUUCUACAUGGGCAGCAACUCCAGUGAUGACUUCCUGGCGGUGGAGAUGCAUGGCGGGAUGGUGUCCUUCCUCUGGGAUGUGGGAUCUGGACACGCUAAACUGGAGUAUCCUGACCUCCAAAUUGACAACGAUAAGUGGUACCGGAUACAUGCGAGAAGGUUUGGACGACGUGGCUCCCUGAACGUUUGGGACCUGCAGUCGGACCUGAGACCCGCUGUGGAGGUCUCAUCUCCAGGCCCCUCCGUGGUGCUGGAAGUGGAUGAGUCCACCCUGAUAUUUGUCGGGGGACUUGGUAGCCAGAUCAAGAAAUCUGAGGCUGUGGAUGCAACUCACUUUAGUGGCUGUAUGGCUGGGACCUGGCUGAACGGCAAGAACAUCGGCCUGUGGAACUAUGUGGAGAGACAUGGGAAAUGCCAGGGCUGUUCCACAAGUCUGCAUGAAGAGGAAGAAGAAGCCUCUUUUCAGUUUGACGGCAGCGCGUAUGCGGUGGUGCAGAAAGCCCUUCGCUCUUCAGCAAAUCACAUAGUCAUGAACUUCAAGACCUUCACUCCGAACGGCCUGCUUAUUUACAUGGCCUCUGACACCACGAAAGACUUUUUGGCCAUUGAGCUUGUGGAUGGAAGAGUACAAGUGACCAUUGAGCUCGGAGAAGGACCGCUCAUCCUCAGCACCGCCAAGCCCUACAACACUGGCAAAUGGCACCAACUCACCCUUCGUAGGGAUAAAUAUAACGCUCUGCUGACAGUAAUAGACACCAGUGACCCUAGCAAUAGAGAGGAAUUGGAGGGCCAGGCUCUUGGCACGGAUUCUGCCCUGAACCGCUCAGAACAUGACCCCAUCUACAUUGGCGGGCUUCCUGACUUCAGAUCAGCCUUAUUGCUGCCCAGUACAAGGUCGUUCACUGGAUGCAUCAAAGACGUUGAGAUCAGCCGUACAAACUUCGACCUGCUAGAUAAUGCUUACGGUGUGACAAAAGGAUGUGUUUUAGAGCCUAUCUACAGUGUCACAGUCCGAAGGGGGGGCUUUUUGGAGCUUCCGGCUUUGACGCUGCUCCCCCAGGCCGAGGUACUGGUCUCCUUCUCCACGUACAGUGGUAAUGGUCUCAUUCUGGCGGGCUUCACUGAGGCCGAGCGACGAAAGCGCCGGCAGAACAACCAGCCUUUCCUCGCUGUCGCACUGGCGUCCGGCCAGCUGGAGGCGCACGUGAGUGCGGGUGAGGGAGACGCACACAAGGUUGUGUUGCAGUCGAGCACCGGGACCUUCAGUGAUGGGCAGAAACACUCUCUUAUCCUCCAGUGGCAAAACAGAACAGUGACUUUGCUUGUGGAUGAGGACAGUCAGGACACUGUGACCUUGGGCCCAUCAUCCGAGGAUGAGACCCUGAGCCAGUCUGUGUUUUACGUGGGUGGGCUUCCUCCAGGGAUGGCUGCUGGAUCCCUUGGGGUCUUCAGCUCCUUCUACGGCUGCAUCAGCAACUUGGCCGUGGACUCUGUGCUCCUGAACUUCUCCAGUGCUCUGCAGCAUCAGGGCAUAGAAAUGUCCUGCAUGCUGGACCUGCCGGAUGCCACGGCGGCUGAGCCUCCCCAGACCCCACCUGCUUCUGUGACCCCCCCCUCACCCACCCUGAGCGAUGCCACAUGUGCCGUAGCAGACCAGACAGAGAGUAUCCCCGGUGCCUACCAGUUCGGCUUACUGAGGCACAGUCACAUGACCCUCAACAUUAGCGAGCAAGCUGUCCGGGCCGGCUUCUCUUUGGAGCUCUCCCUGCGCACCUUCGCUUCCAGCGGCCUGCUCUUCCACAUGGCGGCCCCCACCCAGACAGACCACGCCACGCUGCAGCUGUGGGGGGGCCAGCUCUUCUUUACCUGCAACCUCGGCAGGAAUGUGGCCACCGCCAGCCUUCCCGAGCAUGUCGAUGACGGCCAGUGGCACGCGAUCAAAGCUGACUUUGGGAAGAGAAGUCUGAAGAUCAGCGUCGAUGGCCAAGAGUCCUCCACAGUGCAGGCAAAGGGGAAGACCAACAAUUUGGAUGUGAGGGGUGCAUUGUACCUGGGAGGUUUGCCACCGAACUACAAAGCCAAGAACAUCGGAAAUGUGACCCACAGCAUCGCUGGCUGUGUGAGAGGAGUGACCCUGAACGGGGUCCCCCUGGACACCGAAAACCCCAUCGCGUCCUAUUCCACCUCAGGAUGCUUCUCUCUUGUCCAGAAGGGAACCUUCUUGGAUGGUAGCGGAUUUGCAGCUUUUGCUAAGGAAGGCUACAAGGUGGGCAUGAAUGUCAAGGUGGACCUGGAGUUCCGCACCACGGCCCUCAACGGCGUUCUGCUCGGAGUCAGCAGCACCAAGGCGGAUGCCAUUGGGCUGGAGCUGAUCAACGGACAGGUCAGGUUCCACGUGAAUAACGGGGCGGGCCUCAUCUCCGCCGCCUACGACCCGGAGGAGCCCGGCCAGCUCUGCGACGGCCAUUGGCACACGGUGACAGCCAACAAGAGCAAGCAUGGCGUGAGUCUGACGGUGGACGGGGUCACCGUGCACAGCGAGAACCCGCAUCUCCGGGCCACGUCGGUGGACUCCAACAACCCCGUCUACGUGGGGGGCUUUCCUGCUGGAGUGACACAGAGCUGCCUGACCACCAGCGCUCCCUUCAAGGGCUGCAUCUCUAACGUCCGUCUCAGUAAGGGCGCCCAAGUCCGAAAGCUGGACUUCAGCAAGGCCUUCAUUCUCCGUGGGAUUAUCCCGUAUUCCUGUCCUGGAGCGCCAGCAUCACCCCUGCAGUGAAGAUAUCAAAGCAGGAAAAGGCCCCCAAAAAUGUAUGUCUUCUUAAACCUCGUGUCCUUUAUAUACAGUUUAUUUGUUCAUAAACACAUGAAAUGAUAAAAACCGAGUUUGGCAGAAAAUAUAUCUUUUGAGGGAAAAGAUUCACUGAAGGUAAUAUUAGUGCCAAAACUACAUUGUAAUACAUCAACAAACAAACAUAAAUGGUACAAUUAGGUAUGGAGGAGAAAAAUUAAAUUAAAAAUAAACAUAAAAUCUUC